Lates calcarifer (barramundi perch) is the source of this 3862-nucleotide messenger RNA. RefSeq names its product neuronal acetylcholine receptor subunit alpha-7. The record is from RefSeq and is a predicted model, not a curated record. Gene Ontology annotation, molecular function: acetylcholine-gated monoatomic cation-selective channel activity; transmembrane signaling receptor activity. Gene Ontology annotation, biological process: signal transduction; monoatomic ion transmembrane transport; chemical synaptic transmission. Bases 238 to 1827 code for a protein of 529 amino acids. Lineage: Eukaryota; Metazoa; Chordata; Actinopteri; Centropomidae. Gene Ontology annotation, cellular component: postsynaptic membrane; neuron projection; synapse. The transcript has 12 exons.
CUUUUGUAUGCAGCCUCAGAGGUAAAAUCUGACCCCUGAGUUUUUAUCAGCUUUUUUUCUCGUCAGCUGGGCAGUCAGGAAACUGCUGUUAUCGUCUGCAGAGGAAGCCAUUUGCUGCCGUUAAUCCUUCUUCAGUAUGAAGAACAACUCUCCACAGAACUGAAAAGAGAACUCAUCACAUGAUGAGGAAUUCCACUCAGUUUCUCUUCUCUCUGCUGUGACUCGCGGCUGCUGAGGAUGGACGCUCGGAUCUUCACCCUGCACGUCCUGACGCUCUGCUGCCUCAUCCACGGCUCUCUGCAGGGUGCGUAUCAGCGACGUCUCUACAAGGAGCUGAUGAGGAACUACAACCCGUUAGAGCGACCGGUCAACAACGACUCCCACAGCCUCACCGUCCACUUCAGCUUCAGCCUGCUGCAGAUCAUGGACGUGGAUGAGAAGAACCAAGUCCUGACGACCAACAUCUGGCUGCAGCUGUACUGGACAGAUUUCUACCUGCAGUGGAACACGUCAGACUAUCCAGGUGUGACCAACGUCAGGUUCCCCGACAACCAGAUCUGGAGGCCCGACAUCCUCCUGUACAACAGUGCUGAUGAAAGGUUCGAUGCCUCCUUCCACACCAACAUCCUGGUCAACUCCACCGGCUACUGUCAGUACCUGCCACCAGGAAUAUUUAAGAGCACCUGUUACAUCGACGUCCGCUGGUUUCCGUUCGACGUGCAGCGCUGCGACCUGAAGUUCGGCUCCUGGACGUACGGCGGCUGGUCUCUGGACCUGCAGAUGAUCGAGGCCGACAUCACCGGAUACAUCGCCAACGGAGAGUGGGACCUCGUGGAGGUUCCUGGGCGGAGGAACGAGCGUUUCUACGACUGCUGUAAGGAGCCGUAUCCUGACGUGACCUUCACCGUGGUGAUGAGGAGGAGGACGCUCUACUACGGACUCAACCUCCUCAUCCCCUGCGUCCUCAUCUCCACCCUCGCCCUCCUCGUCUUCCUGCUGCCCGCCGACUCCGGAGAGAAGAUCUCCCUCGGCAUCACGGUGCUGCUCUCUCUGACCGUCUUCAUGCUGCUGGUGGCUGAGAUCAUGCCGGCAACGUCCGACUCUGUUCCUCUGAUAGCUCAGUACUUUGCGACCACCAUGGUGAUCGUGGGUCUGUCAGUCAUCGCUACAGUCCUGGUUCUGCAGUAUCAUCACCACGACCCUGAUGGAGGACACAUGCCACGAUGGACCCGUGUGGUUUUGUUGAACUGGUGCGCCUGGUUCCUGAGGAUGCGGCGUCCUGGCGAGGCGAAGGUCCGUCUGGCGUGUCACAACGCCACCAAGCGUCGUCGCGGCAGCCUGUCCAGCCUGGAGCUCAGCGUCAGCCAGGGGUCGCUGCGACAUCACCCGCAGGUAACCAACGGCAACCUCCUCUACGUCGGCUUCCGAGGCGUGGAGGGGUUGCACUACGCCUCGCCCACCGAGCCCGAGCUGCUCUGUUCGCGCCUGGUGGGCGGCGGCAGCGUCGGUGGGGAGGAGGACGUGCUGAGAGCUGGGGGCGGGGCUGGAGGCAGAGGAGGAGGAGGAGGUGGUGGAGGAGCGGUGGUUGGGGGCUCGAUGCUGGAGGCAGAGCUGAACCAGAUCCUGGAGGAGGUGAGAUACAUCGCAAGGCGUUUCCGAGGCCAGGACGAGGAGGAGACGGUCUGCAGCGAGUGGAAGUUUGCCGCAGCGGUGAUCGACCGGUUGUGUCUGGUGGCGUUCUCGCUCUUCACCAUCCUCUGCACCAUCGGCAUCCUCAUGUCGGCUCCCAACUUCGUGGAGGCCAUUUCCAAAGACUUCUUCAGCUGAGGAGGAAGAGCGCUGACCCACGUACCUGCUGUCUAUAUUUUUAUUUGUGUCGACAAACCAACGUGUUCGUCCGUCUGUCGGCACUUUCUGAUUUCAGUCCAUUAUCAAUGGAAUGCGUUUGUUGGGGUUUCCAGCUGCAAAUAAAUCCUCACUUCGUGCUGUAGUGAGGGCUACUGCAGCUGUAGUCCUUCGUAUCUGCAGCAAAUUACAAUGAAUUCCAUUAAUGACCCACUUUAACCAUGAAAAUAAUUAGCAUCAUGCUCCGUAGACUCAUUGUGCUCCAUAUUCCUGCAAAAAUAUGGGUCAAUUCAAGAGUCUGUUUGUUGCCAGCUUGGUCAGCUGUUGGAAAAACAAUAGAGUGAAUCAGAGAAAUAAAUAAUUCAACAUUUUGGGAAAUAAAUUUACUUUCUUGCUGAGAGUUAGAUGAAAAGAUCAGUACUCAUAUCUGUGUGAAGUAUGGAACUGGAUGAUUAUCUUAGCUUAGCGUAGCACAAACAAAAAAAAGAAAUGUAAAAAAUGAUCAUUUGUGGUUUUAGGGACUAAUGUUGUGUUUAUUUUUUGACAAGCUGUUGUUUCUAGAAGUUGUGUGUAUGUACAGAUGUAUUAACAAGACGUAGAAGUGUUAGUAGAUGUAUUUUUGAACUAGCUAGUUUCGAGUCUUUGUGCUAAGCUAAGCUAACUGCCCAUUGACACCAGCUCUGGACUUCUAAGACACAUAUAUGAGUGUGGUAUCAAAUUUCUCAGCUCACACUCAGGAAGAAAAUGAGCAUACUCUCCCAAACAUGUCUGACUGUUUGCCACAGUUAGCUGCAAUAUAACAACUGAAAAGUAGCCACAAAAUUGGUGACAAGUGUGGCUGGGAUCAACGCAGCCUGACAGAAGUAACUCUUAAACCCACAUAUUUCUCUGAUUGUUGUGAAAAAUGUUAAGUUACUGCUCCUGGCGACCACAACUGCUGCUUCAGUUGUAGUUUCUGACGUUUCUAUGAACUGGAGGUUUACUGUACUUUAGAGCCAUUCUCUGAGGCUGCAAGUGGUGACUGUGCAUGUGCGUUUUUAGGUGAAUUAUCUCUUUAAAGGAGAUUCCCAGAAGAUGUAACAGAAUUGGAGCUGUCAACAGCUUCUCAUGGUCUUCACACAACAAACAGAGCUGGCCCAGGCUGUCAUCAGGUGAACUUCAGACGUGCUGUCUCUGUUAAAGAAUCGUCUUUUCGUCCAGUUUGGUCAUCAUCACAGAUUACUGAGCUCUCUCUGCUUCUCCCUCAGAAGCUGCAUGAAAAACUACUUUGGAAAAUGACUGAAAACAAACUUAAGGAGUUCGUCUGUUGACACCAGAAAUGUCCUUUAAUCGCUUCAGGUCAGUAGAUAACGAACAUACUGUCAUGAACUUUGUAGAGUGUCAUUUAAACUAUUUAAUAUCGGAGCAGCUGCAUUCAGUUAGAUAGUAAAUCCAUACAGCAACAUUCACUCCUAAAAGAAUAUUUGAAAAGAACAGUUUUAAUUAUCCAAUAUUAAAGUGCAGGAUUAAUCAGCAAUAAAAUAAAAUGACCUAAAGUUAAGAGUUUUUUGCAACAAUACUUCCAUCCUGCUGCAGAGAAAAUAUUCUGAAUAUUUGAACAAUAUGCAAAUAUGCUUUUUAAUCAGCAGUUGUAGAUUAAUAUGAAUUAAUAAUCACAGACAGAAAUAUUCAGUUGUUCUAAAAUGGAUUUUCUUGUAAAGUAGAUAUUUUUACACUUUAGAUGAGCGCUGUUUGAAAGUCUCAGCUCUUCAACCAGUUAUAGCUCUCCACAUCUUUUUCCUGUUUAAUAUAGAAUAGCUAAUGUUUGAUGUAAAUUUACUACAAAAGCCCCUGACCCCAAAGACGAACCGCAGCGUUUCUGUAUUUAUCACAUUUAUUUAUGUGACUGUGUGAAGUCUGACCAGGUUGAGACCUGAAUGAUUGUGGUUCAUCAGUUCACGGUGACGGUGUUUGUCCUGGUGAAACAGUCAGUCUGACUGUUCACUCUGCUGUUUGUAAAUAAAUGUAUUUUCUUAUA